Linum trigynum is the source of this 969-nucleotide messenger RNA. Lineage: Eukaryota; Viridiplantae; Streptophyta; Magnoliopsida; Malpighiales; Linaceae. The record is from the annotation of a GenBank genome assembly.
AUGUCGAUCCGAAGCUGUCUCAAAAACCUCAACACCGUCAAAAAACGUCUUCGUCUCCCACUCCUUCACCAAGAGCCGUACCGUGAACUCCCGCCGUCCAUCGCCAAAACCUUGGACCCUUUAUCUUCUUCCCCGCCUUCACCCGCCGCCGCUCUCUCUUAUCUCAGCCCUUCGAAACUGCUACAGAUUCUCGCGGACCCUGCCGUCAAGCCCACGGAGGGCUACCAAUUCUUCAAUUGGGUGCUCGAGAACCGGUCGUCGGUCUCCUUCAUCCCCGAUCCCCGGGCGCAUUUGACGCUCGUCUGCAGGCUUCUGACGGUGAAAAGGUUUCCGGAGGCCGUGAAUCUCUUCAAGAGCUUGAUAAUUGAUCAAAAGGGAAGUGCAGUGGAGAUUGAUGAGAGAACUUGUACUCUGCAUUUGCUUGUGCUCAAGAAGAAUCGCGAGAUGAAGUUGGUCUUGGAGUUCUUCCACCGAAUGAUCAAAUCUGGCAUUGAGAUAUCUCCUUACUCGCUUGCAGUUGUUGUUGGUGGGUUGUGCGAGAAUGGAAAGAUCAGAAGGUGCAGAGAGUUGGUAGAGGAAAUGAUCGGUUAUGGGAUCAAGCCGAACAUCGUUACUUUUAACAUAAUGCUGAAGGCCUGUUUGAAAAGGUGGAAUUUUGGACAGUUGGAGUUGAUCUUAGCACUGAUGAAGAAUCAAGAGACACCCUGCGAUGAAAGAACUUAUAAAAUACUGAUCGAUGGCUAUGUAAGCUCCGGGAAGCUCGAGGAAGCUGAAACGAUGGUUUUGGAGAUGCAUGAUAAAGGUUUUGGAGGAGAUUUCCACUUGUGGAACUUGGUUAGAACUCGGUACUGUUGCCUUGUCGACAGAGCAGCUUUACUGUUCGAUAAAAUGACUCUGAGAGAUGUCACUUCGAGUGCUGCUACGUACUGUGCAUUGAUUAACACCACUGUGUGGGGAAGAGAAGAUUGA